UGGACACAAAACAUAAUAAUCAUCAAACUUCAUCAGUCAUCACCAACAACAGAGUAUCUCUGGGUUUUGGAAGAAUCUUGGGGGUAGCAUCUUCUGAAAUCAUGGAUGAUGCAGAUGAGUGUUGUAGCCCUUCUCUGGAUCAUAGGUUUUUUUUUUUUUUUUUUUUUAAUUUCUUUUCAAUCACAUGUCACGAACAGAAGAAAAUAUAUCUUCUUUUUACUUUUAACUUUUCCAUAAAUAUCUAUGUAAAGAUUGAAACUUGAUUUCAAAGACACGUAUCUUGAAUCUGAAAACAUCACUCCUCGUUUCUCAGAUAUACUACUACUCUGUUGUUUGUUCUGCUUUCGUAUGUUUCGGGAAAGUUUUCAUUUUUAGUGAAUUUGUAACUUCCUGAGCUCUUAUAUAGUAUGGUGUCUGUAAGGUGUUUGAUGGUUUUCCUCGCUGUGUGUUUAAGAUGAAUUGAGUUUGGUGUUUAGGAUUUGUAUUUCAACUUCAUCCUGUUGUUUGAUGGCUUAAGAGAUACUCAACACUUCAAUCUUUAAGUACAGCUAGAGCAUAGCUUUAUCUUUGCUCUUAUCCAAAUUUAAGAUUCUGGACUUAGCUAAAUUUAUGAUCCUUUCUCUUCAUAUCUCAGUGGUAUUGAUGAUAAAUGUUUUGUCUUUUGUUAAAUGGUGUGAAUACAACUAAUAUGGAUAUGACCCUUUAUGUGAUAUCAACGAUCCGAUGGUGGUUGCUCUGGAAUCUCUAGACUCAAGCAAAAAGAGAAAAGUACGUGCUGAAGAAUCAGACUUGUUACCUCUGCCAAAACACUUCUGUCAGGAUCAGCAACAAGCUUCUCUUCUUCUUGAUUCUUCAUGUCAAUCAUCAGAUAUAGAAUAUGCAGAAUGCUCUUCUUAUGCCACGGAAGACACAAAAACCAGCGAGGAGGCCUCAUCUUCUGCAUCUUUUACAAGCCCUUCUUUGUACAUGUUUAAAGACUCUGUUUGUUCAACCGGAAGUUCUAGUUCUGGUUAUGCUACAUCAAGCAUAGAACAGUCCUGUUCCAAAGUUGAUCACAAAGCACAAGAAGAUGCUGAUGAAGACUUUACACUCAUGGAAUUCAUUUGUCCCGACUCCGAUUUAGCGGCUGAAGAUCUUCAAGAGGUUCUGAAUCCAGUUGGGUCUUAUAUUCUUUCUUCUGCAAGGUGGAGUGUCGGCAACCAAGAUUCUGAAGAAGCUACAACGAAACCAACCAUUGAUCAAGAGUUUGAGCAGUACUUUUCAACACUUAUGAUGUAAGAACAACAUGAAUCUAGAUAUAUGGAUCAGUAUCACUAAUCACGGUAAUAUCUAUGUAAAUAUUUCACCUUGUUUUGUUGGUUAGAAACAUAUAAAACCAGACCAGAGAAAACCUUUUUACAUGUC
Camelina sativa (false flax) is the source of this 1404-nucleotide messenger RNA. Lineage: Eukaryota; Viridiplantae; Streptophyta; Magnoliopsida; Brassicales; Brassicaceae. The record is from RefSeq and is a predicted model, not a curated record.